Pogoniulus pusillus (Red-fronted tinkerbird) is the source of this 4438-nucleotide messenger RNA. It is a transcript of the gene SLC25A38, whose product is annotated as solute carrier family 25 member 38. The record is from RefSeq and is a predicted model, not a curated record. Gene Ontology annotation, cellular component: mitochondrion; mitochondrial inner membrane. Gene Ontology annotation, biological process: glycine import into mitochondrion. The coding region runs from base 209 to 1123 and encodes 304 amino acids. Gene Ontology annotation, molecular function: glycine transmembrane transporter activity. Lineage: Eukaryota; Metazoa; Chordata; Aves; Piciformes; Lybiidae. The transcript is spliced from 8 exons.
GGGAAAACUGGGACCAUGCUAAGACCAUAGUGUGAGGCACAGGAGCAGAAGGAACCAAGGCUUGUCCACGGAAUCACUCUGCAGUUCAAGCCAGCAGUGCUGAGCAGGGACUGGUCUACACCUGGACUGUGCAGAUGCAGCCAAGGCAGUGUCAGGGCUGACACAAGUCUAAAACAGAAGCAGCUCGUUUCAGCACUUCACUCCUCCAAUGCUCUGGAACUUCAGCCUUCCUCUGCUGCGGGCACAAGAUGAGGAAGACCAAGUGGAAGCACCAGUGAUGCAUCCAGUCCUAAAGGCCUUUGUGUGUGGCUCCAUCAGUGGGACGUGCUCCACGCUGCUCUUCCAGCCCCUCGACCUGCUGAAAACCCGCCUGCAGACGCUGCAGCCUGCUGUCCAUGGGUCCGGUCGUGCUGGGAUGGUAACACUGCUCUUCAGGGUUGUUCGUACUGAGAGCCUUCUGGGGCUCUGGAAAGGUGUCUCUCCAUCCUUUGCAAGAUGUAUUCCUGGGGUUGGGAUUUACUUCAGCACUUUGUACAUGAUGAAGCAAAAGCUUCUGGUGGACCGUUCUCCCACAGCCCUGGAGUCUGUCUUCCUGGGGGCCACUGCGCGGGCAGUGUCUGGGAUCUGCAUGCUGCCCGUGACCGUCGUGAAGACCCGAUACGAGAGCGGGAGGUUUGGCUACGGGAGCGUGUACGGGGCUCUGAAGAACAUCUACCAGACGGAAGGGGCUCGCGGCAUGUUCAGCGGGCUGACCGCCACGCUGCUGCGCGACGCGCCCUUCUCCGGCAUCUACCUCAUGUUCUACACGCAGACCAAGAGCCUCACGCCUCAGGACCAGCUGGAUCCAGUGCUCAUGCCCUUGCUGAACUUUGGCAGUGGGAUCUUUGCGGGAAUCUUGGCCUCCUUGGUGACACAGCCUGCUGAUGUCAUCAAGACACACAUGCAGCUGUCCCCCAGCAAGUACCGCAGGACAAGCCAAGCUGCUGCCUUCAUCUACAAGGACUUUGGGUUGGUUGGCUUCUUCCGAGGGGGUGUGCCCCGUGCCCUCCGGCGGACUCUGAUGGCAGCAAUGGCAUGGACAGUGUACGAACAGAUGAUGGAAAAAAUGGGCUUGAAAUCCUGACUUGAGUUGCACAAGAAACGUCCAGCUUCACUCCUCCUCCUGCUUGCUGUGAUCCACUGGCACUAGGAAGUUCCCACAGAGGAAAAAGCCUUGCUCGGCCAGGAUGCAGAAAGCUCUCCUGAGAUGGGGGCUUAGGCCUUUGGGCAAAUAGAGGGAAGAAGGAUCACUUGUUCAGUGCAUUCCAGAAGAAACUGUGCUUGCAGACUGCCAUGGCAAGUGGCAGGCUUGCCACGGAUUGGGAACUAUGCUGAGAGAAAAGCCCCUUUGAAAAAUAGGUCUGGCUCACCACUUUGUGCAGUAAGACAGUGCUGAGCAGAAGUGUUUGAGGAGAAGCAGGGAUUGCAGAACCUUGUCUGGUCCCUGCCGAUCUAUGCAGCGCCCCACUGUGAUGCACGUCCUCCUUCCUCAUCUUUUGUUUUCACAGGGGAACACUGCAGAGCGUGGUGGGAGACCGGGUGUGUCUCACAACGCAGGAGUGGGUGGAAGAGAGCUGAUGUGCUGGAGGAAAGUUAGGAACAGGGUGUCUGUCAUCACGCUUGUUCUGGGCACGAUAGCCGAGAAGGUAACUGGAACCUGCUUGCCGUGUCCUCUGCUACUAUGUAAUUGAGCAUCCUAACACUCUUGACAUGUGCUCCUGCCUCUGCAGCAGCACUUGCACAGCGAGUAAGAAGUCUAAGGCACUUUAUUGCUGACUGCUACCAAAGUUGUACUUGUUCCUAAAAACGUGUUUCCUGCUGGCCUGACUCCAUCAGGAACACUUAAGUAUUAUUAUUAAUUCUGUUGUACUGGAGACUUAUUUGCUUCCUGUCAUUCACUUGUCAAGUCCUGACCAACACCUGCAGUGUGGAUGUACCUGAUAAGGUCAUAGCUCAUAAUGCAUAAAUGGAAGCUGCUGGCACGUGGAGACCCUUUGGAGCUGGAGAGAAAAGGCUGCUCUUUUCUGUGAGCAUUUUUCAAAGGUGGAGAUCUUUGAGAAUUUGGUAAGGAGCUUUAAUUCUCUUUGGGCUCCACACAGGCUCUCUGCUUUCUCUUAGCACAUUUCAGCACUCCUGAGUUUAAAUGCUUUUUUCAUCUACUGUGCCUUCUUCCUCAUUCCCACUUUGUUACUCACACCUCAUAGUGUGUGCUGGCCUAACCUGACUACAGCCUGCUCCUCUCUUCACUUGUGCCUCUGUCCUGGCUGUCUGGGUUAGGACUCUUGUGGCUCUGAUGGCAUUGCCAUAAAGCUGGAAGUAUGUACCCUGUUCUGCAGUGUGCCUUGCAGAAAAGAGCCUUUGUUUUUUGUUUUCUUAAAUGUAGAGGGAUGUUACAGUUCAGAAACAGCAGAGGCCUCUCAUGAGAUGACAUGAUGCCUCUCAUCAUGACAUGAUGCUGUAGGAGUACAACCAACCACCAUUGUCCCCCUGCUCAUAACAUUCAGAGUGGAGCUCUACAGCCACUGCCUGCCCUGGCAACCUCCUGAGCACAAGAGGAGAGGGGAUAUGGGCUGUAAAAGAUGUUCUUUCCCAGAUUCCAGUUCCGAGAAAGUUUGAUGACUGACAGGAAAGUUAAGCCUGAAUAAAGUGUAAGGGGAUGAGCUGGAGGCUGGCAAGGUGCUGCCUGUGUUUAGCCUCAGCCCGACUGUGGCAGGAGACUGGUGCUGCACACUGCUGGUAUCUGCUAGAAAGGAAUUGGAGGGUCCUGUGUGCACCUAUCUAUGUGCUGAUAGCAGAGCUCUGCAUCAAAUCAUUCCAUGUCUGGCAAGCUGUUGGAUUCCCUCUGCUGCUCCUCACUGCCAGGCAUGUGGGCCCCUUAUUUGCUAAAUAUUAACCGUGAAUGCAUUUUCUUUUGCUGUCCUUUCAACCUUCCUGAGUUGCAUUCAUGAAAGCACAGGAACCAGUGGUAACUGCCCUCCCUGCUGUUCUUCUGAGCACGGCUGCCACAGAGAGCUGGCUAAGCAAGUCUAGAGUUGCUGACCUGUCACAGUGAGGUGGCAGUGACGUGAGGUAACCUCAUUUGGCUCUCGUUGCUUUCUGCAGGACAUCAAUGUGUUGUACUGAGUUUAUUUGGGUGUUUAUGUGGUGUGUGAGUUGGAUCUGUUGUUGGUCCUUCUAGGCAGUGAAGGGCUGAGAGUAGUGUCACCUCCAAGAUGCCAUAAAUUCCAAAUCAAGCAAUGUUCUGAUCAGAAACCUGAAAUGCAGGAACACUUCAGUGGCUUUUAUGUCCUGCCUGGCCAAGUGGCAAAGGAAGGAGGAGAGAAUUUAUCCUAUUUUAUUUUUCAUUUACUUAUUUUUUUAAAGCAGUGUUGGCUUUUCCUUUGGGAAGGUUGUUCCAUUCCCCUUGCUUGUGGAGAGUGAGGAAGCUCUUUCUUGGUGCAGUAGAGUGCUUUUGACUUGUGAAUUAGCCUGGGAUCCUUUAAGUUUAAGAAACAAUCUAAACUGCACUGUCAUCCAUCAUCCCUAGGUGCUGCAAACCCCAAACCUUCUCUACAGGUGAGCUGGAGAGAGUGAGUUUUGCAGUGCAAAUUUGUUGUUUGCUUUUCUUUGUUACUUCUUUUGUCUGCCUCACAGUUGAGGGAAGGCUGAAAUUCUGUCUUCUGAAGGCUGUAUCACACAGGCAGGCACAGUGCUAUCUCUCAGCUCUCAUCCUUAAGCAUGCCUCACCCUUUGCCCCUCUUCCAAAACACUGUUUCUGAAGUGAUUGAUUGAAAUUACAUCUUGAUGGCUAGAGCAAGUCCAAGAACAUCAAGUGUGUGGACUUGGAGGUUGAGAUACAUUGCCUUGAGAUUCUAUUGCUUCUAAUUAACAACAAAUCAUCACUUUACAACCUAAAUGCAAAGCAAUCCAAUAAAAGCUCAAAUCGUCACCUACCUGGGUCCUGCCAGCAAUUCCACCCAUAACUAUCUUAGCAGAUAAUCGUUUCCAAAGCCUUUGCUUGCAUCCCAGGGAAGGUCAUGAGAUCCCUUCUAUGUAUGGCAGGGUUGUGGUCAGGUCCCUCUCAGGACAGUACCCAGUGAAUGUGCUUUGUCUCUGCUUGCCCCUGCAGCUCAGGGGUAAGAGCACAACUGGUUAACUUGUUGAGACAGUUGGUACCUAGGGGAGUUGUAAGGGCACAAGAGAGUUUGUGAUUAAAUAUGAUUAUUUAUUAUUUAGAAACUUGACAUUUCCCUUCUUUCCAUGCUCCUGAUUUUUCCUUCCCCCCUCCCUUUUUUGCUGUUGAAACAGAACUGGAGUUUUGCAACAUUGCAGGUUUGAGCACUGUUUAUAUGACAAUACAUAGUAUUUAUUGAGAAGAUGUGUUUUAUCUUUCCAUUAAAAACUGGUUGCCUGAAGUGAA